GCCUGUACACUACAACCAAAACUUUUCUAGCUGUUUGUCACAAAAUGUCUAUCAAUUCAUUAAUUUUUACUUCGUUGUUGGUUGGAGUUUUUAGCUCGCCCGAUCCCAGCUACAAUAAACCUUCAUACGCUCCGCCAAAAUACGAGCAAGCUGAGAUUCCGCACUGCGCCAAAAACACUACAAAGUCUUGGUGCCUGGAAGACUCGGAAUAUCCCCAUCAAGAGGUCAGAGAUGCUCUGGACCAGCACUACCAAAGCGUUUUGGCUUUCUACAAAGAUAAACUGGCCAACACAGACAAUUCCGUCGACGGAUUGGAUAAACUGAGUGACGAAUUUUACCUUUGUCCGAGCUCCACCGAGUACGUCCGUCCUCUACGGGCCAUUAACGUCGAAGGCAAGUGGCGGACCAUCGUCAAUGGAGUAGAGUCCUACGGCGUCAAAUACACCCAGACGGCUCGAGUUGAGGAAUGUGACGUGGUUGUUGGCACUGUCUGCCCACUGGUCCCGUCCUGCUACGAUUCCAAAUGCAUCCAGAAGAACAUCUUCCACCGUUUUUUGGUCUUCAAUCCCAGCGAUUACGCAUUUCCUUUCACCAUCGAAAAAUUCAAGUUGCCUGGCUCGUGCGGAUGUGCAGUUGGGGCUUUUAAACCUUGAAGAAACCCACCGGCGUUCCUGAACAAUUUCAUUCAAAUAAACAGAGAAAAUUAAAUUUGCUGCUGAUUGGAAUUUCAGAUUGCAUCAGAUAACACAUUUAGAUUACAUUUAUGGAUGUUGUACUGUGGUAUUAGUUGUAACAUAAUAAAUUUGAAAUAAUAAUUGAUCUUAUUAAAUUGGUACUCGUAAAAUAUCAAGAACUUGAUCGAAAAGCUUUUCUUUGUC
Daphnia pulicaria is the source of this 878-nucleotide messenger RNA. RefSeq names its product neurotrophin 1-like. The coding region runs from base 45 to 653 and encodes 202 amino acids. Gene Ontology annotation, cellular component: extracellular region. Gene Ontology annotation, biological process: central nervous system formation; innate immune response; regulation of Toll signaling pathway. The transcript has 2 exons. The record is from RefSeq and is a predicted model, not a curated record. NCBI's taxonomy places the organism in Eukaryota, Metazoa, Arthropoda, Branchiopoda, Diplostraca, Daphniidae. Gene Ontology annotation, molecular function: Toll binding; growth factor activity.